This is a messenger RNA of Hordeum vulgare subsp. vulgare (domesticated barley), 2020 nucleotides long. RefSeq names its product O-fucosyltransferase 13. The record is from RefSeq and is a predicted model, not a curated record. The transcript has 6 exons. Bases 136 to 1488 code for a protein of 450 amino acids. NCBI's taxonomy places the organism in Eukaryota, Viridiplantae, Streptophyta, Magnoliopsida, Poales, Poaceae. Gene Ontology annotation, cellular component: cytoplasm.
CAUCCGUGACACGUGGUCCCAGAGUUACAGGUGGGUCCCACGCCUGACGGACAGUGCUACUACUUCCUGCUCGCGGCGACGCCGCCGGCGAUCAGAUCCAGUGCUUCUCGUACGUAGCGGCGUCGCGCGGCGGUCAUGUGGUCGACCGCGGCGUCGUGGUGGGCCCACCACCACAUACGCCUCCUUCUCCCGGCCCUCUUCCUCGCCGCCGCCCUCUUCUUCUUCCUCGCCUCCCCGCGCUCCUCCCCAUCCUUCUUCGCCCUACCAGCCUCUAGGGAGCAUUCGCCGUCGGGGUCGCGGGUCAUAUGGGCGCAGCGGCGGGUGGCGGAGUGGCGGCCGUGCGGCUGGUGGCAGACGGCAAUGCCCGCAGCUCCGUCGACGAGGAAUGGCUACAUCAGGAUCGAUUGCUUCGGCGGGCUCAAUCAGCUGCGGCGCGAUCUGUGCGAUGGAAUUGCGGUUGCACGUCUUCUGAACGCAACAAUGGUUCUGCCCAAGUUUGAGGUUGCUGCAUACUGGAACGAGUCUAGUGGUUUUGCAGACGUGUUUGAUGUUGAUCACUUCAUUGAGCAAACUAGAGGUUAUGUGGAGGUGGUCAAGGAUAUGCCCGAGGAGAUAUCGUUGAAAGAGCCAUUUAAGGUCGAUUGCCGAAAACGGAAAGGAAAUUUUGAUUAUGUAGAAACAGUUCUUCCAGCUCUUUUAGAACAUCGAUAUAUUUCUCUAACACCUGCCAUGAGCCAAAGAAAAGAUAGAUAUCCAUCACAUGCGAAAGCUUGUUACUGCCAAGGUUGCUACAAUGCACUCCAGUUGAACAAGAAGGUAGAAGCCAAAGCUAUGAAGCUUCUCCAAGCAAUACCAAAACCUUUCUUAUCACUUCACCUUAGAUUUGAACCAGAUAUGGUUGCCUACAGUCGAUGUGAAUACAGUGCCCUUUCUUCCAAAUCACUGGAUGCGAUUGAAGCUGCACGUGGGGAGGACAGGAAUGUAUUGAUUGGUGAUGCUGCUCAUCUGUGGAGGAACCGUGGAAAGUGCCCUCUAACACCAAGUGAAACAGCAUUUAUCCUCCAAGCACUAGGUAUUCCUACAGAGACAAACAUUUAUUUAGCUGCUGGGGAUGGGCUAAUGGAACUCGAGGGCUUCACUUCGAUCUACAAAAAUAUGUAUACUAAAUCGUCUCUCCUGACUCAUGAGGAUUUUGAGAGGAUGCAUGGCAACACAAAAGCUGCUCUCGACUACUAUGUUUCAGUCAACAGCGAUGCUUAUGUUGCCACGUUCUUUGGAAAUAUGGAUAAGAUGGUAACUGCAAUGAGAACAAUGCAAGGGCUACAGAAGACAUUGGUCUUGAGUAGGAGGGCCUUCGCAAACUACACGGCUGCUGGACUGGCAGGAGACCAACUAGCUAAGGCCAUGUGGGAUGCUCAUCGAGAGGAUUAUAUUCUGGGGAGGGGAUUAGCUCUCCCUGAACAUUGCUUCUGUGAGUUCAAGUUGUAGCACAACUGCACAAGUGAGCCCAUAUAACACAAGGACCAAUCUACACAGCCACCUUCUUAUCGGUAGCGACUAAUAGAUCGCAUUGUGGCUGAGUUGCUACUGCAGUGGGCAUAAUGUAAUGCCCUUCAGAAGAAACCGUUCUUCAUCAGAGUCGCAAGCUGCACAUCCUCUUGAUUCAGAGAGCAAUUAUCACUCAUACAACAAUGCAUCAUGGCCUCUUCUGGAUACUGUUUUCGGUGAGUUCAGAUAGUAGCUCAGACAUGUACACGCACACUUACUACCUAGCGAAUCAUUCUGGCAUUUCCUUUUGCAACUGGAAAUAUGCCCAGGCCCAAACUCAACAUUUGAGGGGUAUAGAUAGGUUGAAAACUUUGUUCUUAGAUAACUAACAAGCAGGAAAUUUUUUGGGGGGAUAUAUGUAUAAUUUUUGAAUUUUGCAUUGCUCAGAAACUAGCUACUGAUCUACUGUCAGGUGGUGUAAUGGCCUGUGAUUAAUCUGAUCCAUCACUGGGAAAUACACCACAUUUACAUA